Aphis gossypii (cotton aphid) is the source of this 8569-nucleotide messenger RNA. RefSeq names its product protein stoned-B-like. Lineage: Eukaryota; Metazoa; Arthropoda; Insecta; Hemiptera; Aphididae. Gene Ontology annotation, biological process: regulation of endocytosis; clathrin-dependent endocytosis; intracellular protein transport. Gene Ontology annotation, molecular function: clathrin-cargo adaptor activity. Gene Ontology annotation, cellular component: synaptic vesicle; AP-2 adaptor complex. The record is from RefSeq and is a predicted model, not a curated record.
CCGCCGCCGUCGGGAAAACCGGGCAGUGUGCGCGAUAAAAUUCACGGCGUUCCCUCGUCCAAGCUCGUCGCCGUCGUCCGCGCUCGACAACCGUCGCGCGCAACGUUCCCCAUUUCAUACAGAGGUGUUCACCGACGGCCGUCUUCCGCGAGUCUCUUAUCGUAGUAUAAGGCGUCGUCGUUGGGUUUCACGUUUACCGUAGUUUUCGACCCCGCCGCCGUCGUCGUCAUCCCCGACGAGACGUCGUUUUCGAGUUUCGACAUCGAUCUUGGGUUCGUUUAUUAUUGUUUUUUUUUUCUUGUCACUGCGAGACCCGAUGUCGUUGGGCCGAGUCCAGUACACCGCAAAUGCCACGGCACAAAAUUAUCAAUCAAUCACUUACAGAACAUGCUGAAAAUACACAAAGGACUAAAAAAAAAGAAGAAAAAUAAGAAAAAUAAACAUAAAGAAGAAGAACUUUUUAACGAAGAAGAACUUGAAAAAUAUCGUCGAGAACAUCAAGAGGGAAAAGUAGCUGAAAGUGAAACAGAGGGCCAAGAAGAGUGGCAGAAAUUUAAAGCAAUAACUGCAGGAAUUGAUGACGUCUUAAAAAAAACACAAGGAGAUCUUGAUCGUAUCAAGACAAACAGUUUCUUUCAAAGAAAACCUACACAGACUGAACUCAAAGCCGUCGAAGAUAAACUAGAAGCGGAAAAAAGAGCAAGAUUAAAAGAAGAAGCAAGACUUCAAGCUGAAGCAGAGGCUCUAACAGCUGCUAAAGCAAAAGAAGAAGCAGCAGCUUGUGCACCGGCUGAAGAAGAAUCAUCAGAAGAAGAAUCAGAUAAUGGUGAAGAUAUAUUUGAUACUUCUUAUGUCGAUGUUAUAACAAGUGGAGAAGUAAAGCUUGCAUACAUUCCAGAAAGUCCCACUGAAGAGAGCACAGAGUUUGAUCCCUUUGAUACAUCUAUAGUAGACAAAGUUAUCCAACCUAAUCCAUCUAAGAAGAACAAAAGAUAUAUAAGUCUUGGAUGUGCGGUUGAAGUUCUUUCCGGAAAGGAAGUUGAUAUAAAUCCAGAGGUAUUUAGGUCAAGUGCUGUGCGCAAGAGACCUAAACCUGUAAAUUUAUUAUUGGAGAGUUUUGAAGAAAGUAGUUCAAUCCCAAAACUUGCUGAUGACAAACCAUUAAAAACAUUACUUGACGACGAUCCAGAUUUACCUACCGACGCAUUACCGUUAACAAUAGUUACUCCUAUUGAGAUAAAACCACAGCCAAUUAAAAAAGAAAAUACUAAGACUCCCGAACAAGAUAUCAGUCAAAUUAUCAACGAGUUUGAUUCACCACUUAUUUUAUCUGAAACUACAAAUACACAAUUACAGCUUGAUGACGAUAUUGAUGAUGAGUUUGCUGCAUUAGCUGCUGAAUCAUUGUCAAAAUCUCCUUUACCCGAAGACGUUGAUCCUUUUGAUACAUCAUUUGCAGAUCAUCUUGUGCCUGCAAUAAAUAAUCUCACCAUUGAAAGUGAACAAGACAACCAACACACUAACGAUAAAGUAGCGGAAAAAGAAUUUUUUGAAACCGUCAGACCCCUUACUCUUGAACACAGAGAUUUAUUGGGUGGAAGUACUACUGAUUUAUCAGUUAUUGGACAUAAUCCAAUUGAGCCCCAUAAUCCGACAUCUGAAACUACUCAUAUUGAUCCAUUUGAUACAUCUAUUGCAGAAAGUUUGUUACCUGGAAAAGGAGAAUUAAAAUUACUCGAAAAAGAAUUAUUAGAAGAUUCUAAAACUAUUUGUAAAAAAAUAAUUAUUGAAGAAGACGACGAUUUUGAUCCAAGAGCUGAAGAUAUUGUUCGACCAGCUGAACUUAAUCUAAAAGAGAAGAGAGUAAGUAUACCAAAGGUUACAUUUGCCUUAGAAAAGGAUUUGUUAACUGACGACCAUCACGGUGAGCUGCAUGUAGCAAAACCAUUGACUCCGUAUUACCCCCAGGAUCAACUAAACGAAGACAAUUUUGAAAUUGAUCCAUUUGACACGUCAUAUGUGAAACACGCGCCGGGAGAAGUUGAAUUAAAAUUGUUAGAAAGUGAAUUAGUUGAAACUGAACCCAAGAGUACAGAUAUACUGACUGAAGAAGAAUUUAUUCCUCAUAUUCUUCAUACACCUGUUGAACCAGAAAUUGCUGUUCCUGAAGAAAUCGAUCCUUUUGAUACUUCAUUUGCAAACGACGCUGUACCAAGUCAAACGGAAAUAAAAUUAUUAGAAUCUGAGUUUAUAUAAGUAAACAUGGCAAAUCCAUUUUUAAUUGAUGACGCAGCAUCUGCUUUCAACGAAAGUAGUAAUACUUUUAAUCCAUUCUUAACUAAUACAUCAGCUGAAUCAGAACCACAUAAUGAUAAUCCUUUCUUUUCGACAUUUGGUGCAUCAAACGCCGUUCCAGACAAUACAAAUCCCUUUUUGGCGUUUACACAAAAUCCUGAACCACCUCAGGCGGUGGUUGACCUUUUGGGUAUCAAUGAUAGUAAUGAUACUUCCCAAACUACUCUAAUAGAUGACGCAUCCAAAAUGAAACCUCCACCACCAAGACCGGCUCCACCAAAAAGACCACCUCCAAGACCAACACCGCCACCUCCGCCUUCACACGAAGCCAAAGAACUUAUUCUCAGUGUAACAGGAGAGAUGGAUGCUACUUCAUCACAUUUAUUGGACAGAUUGGGCAAAACUCCCAGUCCUACUCCAAUGCGAGACUUACUAUCUCCUAGCCCUACACCCACAGCUGACCUAUUAGGGUGCGAAGAUCUUCAACCUCCGAUAAACUCUCAAACGUCGAGUGUUUUUGAUCAAUCUAAUAUUAAUGACCUUCCUUCGGGAUCAAAACCAGAAAGACCGAAAUUUCCUCCAAAAAUUGAUUUCCUUAUGGAUGAUUUAUUAGAAGAUGUUCCAAUCCAGGAAGGCAUACAGCCUGAAGAAUGUUUAGUAAAAAGUAGAACACCGUCAAUCACAGAAAAUCCACCAUUACCUGUGGGAUCAAAACCAUCUUCAAGAAAAUCUUCUAAUGAAUUUAUUCUGCCAGUAAGAAGAUUAUCUCAUGACGUAACAGAAUCCAGAAAAAUAAUGCCCGAUUUAAGUAAAAUAGCAGAUCGUAGAAAGUCAGACAUAGGGCAUUUCGCGCCAAUAUUACCAUCAAGAAAGCCAACCAGCCAAAGUGAUCAGUCUCUACUAGAAAGUAAAUCUGAAAACAUUAUUCAAGAAAUUAAUGAACCUGAAGAUAAAUCUUGUAAUGAAAUAAUUAAAAAUAGUCCGGACUCUAAUUUAGUACCCACUGAAGAAAUUCCAGAUCAAAAAUUAAAAGAAGAAAUUAUUUCUGUAAUACCUAAAGAGAUAAACAGUCAGUGGGAUGAAGAAAAAAAUGGAUUAGAUUUUGAUUCUCAACAACAAAUAGAUUCUUCUCACCAAAUCGAAACAGAGACUUCGUCAAAUGACACAAAAUUAACACCAUCUGCUACAGAUCUUUCACCAUUAGAAUUGACCGAGAAAGAAAAUUUAUCUUUUAAUGCAUUUUAUGUAAAUACAACUUUGCCGACAUCUGAAUCAUUUCCUUCAGUUACUGAUGGAGAUGGAAUAGGAGAACACGUAGAUAUUGAUGCAUACGAUACAAAACCGAUACCACCUGUACCUGAUCCAUCGCCUUUCCAAGAAGUCCCCACUCAAGAAUCUUCAUUCAACACAGUAUUUGAAGUGUCUGAGCCAACAACGAAUACUCCGUUCGAAGUUCAAACACCACAACAAUUAGAUAAUGCGGAACCGACUGUAACUACAACUGUACCUGAGCCAUUCCCUGAAAAUACCUCUGUUAAUACAGAGACUGAAAAACACGAUGCAUUUGAUGCUUUUGCUGCAAAGUUUGAUGACUCUCAAAACGAUUGUAAUGCUUCCGGAGGGGCAUUCGAUGCAUUUGGAAGUGUUUCGGGAGGAGCUUUUGACGAUUCAGCAAUGGGUUUUGGAAACGAUGAUAACUUUGAUUCAUUCUUAUCAACACACCAAAUCCCUUCUGCGCCACAAUCAACACCAGCUAAGGUUACGAGAAAUAACUCCGGUGAAUCUUUAGACGAAAAUGAUUUCAACGUUUUUAUAAGACCUAAAACAGAAUCUGAUAAUACCGACCAAUCUGCCGUGCCUUCAAUAGCUCCUCCACCAAAAGUACCUACAAGUUUAUUUCAAGAAGGAGCACCUUCUAGAUUUAAUCCAUUUGAUCAAGAGCCUAGUGAAACGAAUUAUAAAAACCAAGUUACAUAUACUCCUCAACCUAUUCCUCAACGAACUGAUUCUCAAGAGACGCCUCCAAGUCCAUUGUUCGAUGAAGAUGUCUCUCAACCCCUUGAAGAAUUUCCAAGAGUCAAUUACAAUGGUGAUGGCUGGGCAAUGGAAUUAAGACAGCCAAACAAGAAAAAAAUCACUGCUCACCGAUUCUGGAAAAAAAUAUUUGUUAAAAUCACAUACCAGGGAGAAAAUCCUGUCCUACAAUUGUAUAAUACUAAAGAUGAUAAAGAUCCAUUCCAAGAAUUACCAUUACAGCCUAGUUAUUCCGUAUCUGAUAUUGGGGCCCAACAAUAUGAUCAAUAUGGUAAAAUAUUUACCGUCAAACUGUUAUACAUAUUCUAUAAAGAGAAAGCAGGAUUUAGACCAGGUCAAGUUACAAAAGCCGAAAGACUAACUAACAAACUGAGUCAAUUUGCAGCUUAUGCUAUUCAGGGUGAUUAUCAAGGUGUAAAAGAAUUUGGUAGUGAUUUGAAGAAAUUAGGAUUGCCCGUUGAACACGGAGCUCAAACAACGACAUUGUUAAAAUUGGGAAGUCAUAAUUUUGAAGACAUGAAACAGUUUAGUAUUUGUAUCGAAGAAGCCUUAUUUAAACUUUCUGCUCAUCGUGAUAGAGCUUUGAAUUAUAAAGUAGAAGAUGUGCAAAUAACUGCUAUUGAUGAACUAUUUGUUGAUCAAAAUUCACAAGGAUCGGUACUUAAACAAAUCGCUCGAGUCCGUUUGUUCUUCUUAGCAUUUAUGUGUGGAAUGCCUGAUGUUGAGUUGGGUGUAAAUGAUUUAGUUCGACAAGGCAAAGAAGUGGUCGGCCGUCACGACAUCAUCCCGGUAGUAACUGAAGAAUGGAUUCGAUUGGAAGGGGUUGAAUUCCACAAUUGUGUUCAACAAGAUGAAUACGAGAGAACAAGAACUAUAAAGUUUAAGCCUCCAGACGCUUGUUACAUCGAAUUAAUGAGAUUUAGAGUCAGGCCACCCAAAAAUCGUGAACUUCCGUUACAACUAAAAACAACCAUGUGCAUAACGGGAAAUAAAGUAGAAUUAAAAGGAGAUGUUCUCGUACCAGGAUUCACAAGCAGGAAAUUAGGACAAGUGCCUUGCGAAGAUGUAGCUAUAAGGUUUCCCAUACCGGAAUGUUGGAUAUACCUAUUCAGAGUAGAGAAACACUUCAGAUAUGGAUCUGUGAAAUCUGCACACAGAAGGACGGGCAAAGUGAAAGGUAUCGAUCGAUUUCUCGGUACAAUGGACAAUCUCGAACCCCAUUUGAUUGAAGUGACAUCUGGCGAGGCCAAGUACGAACAUCAUCACAGAGCUGUAGUAUGGAGAAUGCCGAGAUUGCCAAAAGAAGGACAGGGCGCGUACACAACACACAACCUGGUAUGCCGCAUGACAUUAACGUCGUACGACCAAGUUCCCGAGGAACUGGAUAAAUAUUGUUAUGUUGAGUUCACGAUGCCGACGACUCAGGUUUCGCACACCACUGUUAGGUCGGUAUCGAUUGUAAACAGCGAAAAAGAUUCACCACCUGAAAAAUAUUUGAGACUGAUGGCCAGGCAUGAGUACAGGGUGGAAAUCGAACAUAUACACGGGCAGAUCGAAGAAAACCCAUACCUAGCAGCGACUGCAAUGCCCAGAGCUACACAACAGUCGUCUGAAGCUAAAUUACCACCACCGCCUGCAUCUGACAGCGACUCUUCCUCUUAAAUAAUAUACCAUUUAAAUAAUGAAAGCUGUAAUGCUAUAAUAUAAUUGUUAUAAUUUGUUGACAUUCAAUUUUAGAUUGUGAUCUCUUCCUCUAAAGUUAGAUUAACUCAACAAUUGUUAAUAAUAUAUACUUCAUACAAUGUACAUAAUAAAUUUAGUUUAGAUUUAACGUAUUAUCGAAUACUUUAAUAAGAUAUUAUCACGAUAAGCACAUUAAAUAAAAAUAUAAAAAUCCACGCUCGAGCUGAAAAAAUCGCUUCUUAUUGCAAGAAAUAUAUUUAUACUUUAACUUUCUGUUGAAAGCCAAACUUUAAUAAAUAUGUGGUACUAUGCAAAUGAGAAGUAAGAUGCUUUCGUGAUUUACUUUUUAGUAGACAUUUUUUUUUGUUAGUGGGCUUUUCUGUAUCGGGAUUAUAAGAUGACAAUAAUACACGUCGAUAUCGUUUUACGAUAUCUUCCUAAAACAUUUUUUAUGCUCAUUUAAAAUGCUUGGGAUGUCUCAUUAAUUUUUCUAGUCACUUUUUGUAUUAGCUAUAACGAAUACGUUUUUGUUUUUCAUAUUCUGCCCGUGUCAUACAUGUGCCAUAAUAAUUAUAAUGUCAUAGGUUUUACGUAGGGAACAAUAAAACAUAAAAACCUAUACUUAUGUUUACAUAAAAUAUCCAUAUUGUAUAUUGAGUAAACAAUAAUUAUUAUUCAUUACCUAUAUAUACCUAGUGUAUUAUUAUUACUGUUAUUAUUAUUAUUUUUUUUUUUUUUAACGGAGUGACAUAUUUAUUUGAUUUUUGGUCAUAUUAUUCCUGUGUAAAUAAUUUAAUUGAAUAUUCCGUAAAUAACUAUAAGCCACACUUACACGACUAUAUAAUUUAGCGACUACGAAUUAUGUGUUAAUAAUAUUAUACAUUCGUUGUACAUACAUGUCAUAGACUAGCAUAAGCGACUUACUGUUGUUUAGAUAGAUUUGAAAUAAAUAAUAAUAAUUACCAUAAGAAUAUUAUACCCAUAAGUACUUACCGGCUGUAAUCGAAAACAUAAUGAAAAAAAAAACAAUGUUAUCCAGAAUUACCGUAAGUCAACUGAUAUUAUAUGCAGACCACGCGUGGCUAUAAUAUUAAAUAAUAUAAUGCAAUAAAAUUAAAAACGAAACUAUUUAUCAACUUGUCUACGUAUAGGAUCGUUAAAAAAUAAUUUUUUUUUCCUUUUGGUUGUAGGGAUAUUGUGUAUCAUUAUUGAACUUCGCCGACUCGCGUGACAACUGCAAUUUAAAUUCGGGUCGCGCAAUAUCGCCUUUGCGACUUGCUUGUCUUUCGUCUUAACAUUUCAUACUAUACAUUCCGACGGUGAUUUUACUAUGCAAUUUAGAAUUUUAUAUCUUUCGAUCAGCAAUAUAUAAUUAAUAUUAUUCGUAACAAUCACUGUACUAAUUACAGUGGUGUAAAUAUAAGUACAAUACUGACUUUAUUUUUAAUUACCAUAAUGUCUUACCAUGCUGUAAAAUGUAUUGAUCGUUUUUGUUGCAUAUCAUGAAGAUACCGAAAACUUUUGAACGUGUUAUUUGUUAUUUUUACUUUGUAAGACGUAAAAUAUAUAUUAUUGUAAUAACAUAAACUAUUAAUAUUACAUUUAAAAAAUAUUAACUAUUUAUAUUGUUAUUAUAUAGCUUUGAUUGUUAUAGUUAAGAUUGAAAAGACAUAAUACAUGGCCGUACGUCUUAUCGUAUCUAAAUAUUUAGAUACACUGAGAAAAAAGAUAAGUACCUACCCAGGUAUUUAUUUGGAAUACCAAAUUAACGCAUAUAUAUAUUAGUUGGACUAUAUUCAUUAUCAAAUACCUACCGGUUAUAUUACGGUGUAGUGAUCUUUAAAAAAAUAACUUAUUAGAAAUUUGUCCCAAAUGUGGAAGACAUAACUCGACAUUCCGCGUUAAAGUCAAUAUCGACGUAUUUCAUGUUAAAAUAUUUAUAUUAUUAUUAUUAUUAUUAUUAUACGUACAAGUAUGUAUCCUCAAAAAUGUAUUGUGAUAAAACAUUUUAGACGUUCCGUUAUUAGAGUAUAUUAUUUGUUUGCGUUAUUAUUUUGUUAUUCUUGACGAAAUUACGUUUGAUCGAUUGCUGAAGAAGUUAUUUAUGUUUUCGAUUAAAUUAAUAAAAAAUUAUAUUGAAAUCUUUCUAAUGUUCAUCUAUUCCAUCAUGUUAUUUUGUUUGCGGCAUACGAACACCUACGUAUUUUAUUUAUGUUGUAUUUGAAUGUUUUUGUUUUUUAUUAGUGUUUAAAAAUGUUUGGAUGUUCGUUAUUAUUUACCAAUUUACCUAACUAUUAUUAUACCUAUCUAUAUUAUUAUUAUCAUCAUCAUCGUACGAAUCAUUUGAUUCCUAUCACAUGUAAGAAACAUUUUAUUGUAAAGUAUAUUUUUAUUUAGUUCAGUAUGUUUGUUAUAAUAAUAAGUACACAUAACAAUACAUUAAUUAAGUGUUUAUAAUUAUAUUAUGUAUAAACGAGUAUACAAUAUAUUCAGUAUUCAGUGUAUAACUAUACAACACAUUUAAGACUAUAAAUAUAAAAAUAAUUUCAAAACUAAC